Molecule: messenger RNA, 3810 nt
Organism: Penicillium malachiteum
Lineage: Eukaryota; Fungi; Ascomycota; Eurotiomycetes; Eurotiales; Aspergillaceae
Product: hybrid sensor histidine kinase/response regulator
Exons: 3
Coding region: 1-3810 (1269 amino acids)
Biological process (GO): protein autophosphorylation; phosphorelay signal transduction system; detection of visible light
Molecular function (GO): phosphorelay sensor kinase activity; histidine phosphotransfer kinase activity
Source: RefSeq, a predicted model, not a curated record
AUGCACUCACCCGUUCGGCACGGAAAUGAAAGUGAAUGGAAAGUCAUCUACAAUGGACAAGACCAUCAACACUUGUCCAAUGACAGGCAGACUCUAGCACGACCACUUUCCAUUCCAAAGUCCAUGAGCAUCCUAUCCGACAAGAAAACAGAUCUUUCAACUGUUACCGAGCUAGUCUCUCCAAGACUGAAGCUACCCAAGUUGGGGAAUGACACUGUGGAAAGGGUAUUCCCAGUUCGCUCUGUUGUCUCCUUCGACUCGACCCCUUCGUCAGCUCUUCAAACGCCUUCCUUGGAUAAACUUGAGAGUCCGAUCACACCAUUUGCAGACUCAGUCCGGGCUAAUGGAACGCCCGAUGAGAGAACAGGAAUGUAUUCCAGGAAGUCUAUGAGAGAUACUGAGUCCCUGCCACGAAGACCGAAUUACUUGACUCGCAUGCGCCAACAGCCAAGCCUAUCCAACAUCUCGCCUUCCAUCCUGAGGCCCAAAACACAUGGUCCAGAUUCACGUUCCUUUAAUGACAGAUCUCCUCACCCAUCGAGUGGUAGGUCGAAUGAAGACUCCAGUCUAUCCGCUCAACUACAGAACACAAUACGCGAAAGUGCAGAUGUAUUGGCAAGGGAUGAGUUGACCCAAGGGCUCGGAUAUUUCUAUGAAGAUGAAACCAAUUUGGUUGUUCAGCCUUUUGGUGCACUGCUUGUUGUUUCGUUCUUGAACGGACCUAUCAUCGUCCAAGCUGCAAGUAGCAACUCAGGAGAGAUUCUGGGCUAUUCCCCUGAUGAUCUGUUCAGUUUGUACUCCAUCAUGCAUAUAUUGCCAAUUUUGGAGUACAAAAAAUUCUUCUCUCAUAUUGGUCGUGUCUCAGAUGAUGAUUAUGAUGUGCAGUUGUGUGGGCCUGAGGUUUUCUCCCUUUCGAUCUCAACGCGACAAGGUGGUACAACGAAUUUCUGGUGCACCAUGCACACCAGUCGAGUGUAUCGAGGCUAUAUCAUCUGCGAACUAGAGCGCGGUACACCUGAUAUCAAUGAAAAACAAGAAGCCUCUGGCUUUGCAGACACUGCGCCAGUCACCGAUUAUCGAGCCAGGUUUGAUGAAUCAGAGCUUCUGAACACUCUUCCACGAAUCGUACAAAAAAUCUCAAGUACCCAAACACUUGAAUCUCUUGUUCAUCAGACCAUGUCGAGUCUGCAACAGUUAACUCUGUUUGAGCGCAUAACGAUGUACCACUUUGAUAGUGAUCAGAAUGGCAUCGUUGUUGCCGAUUGGACCGAUGCAUCACUCGAUUUAGAGUCCUGCGAGGGCCUUAAGUUCCCUGAGUCUUCAUUCCCAGAUGAGAUGAAAAAGCAGUAUCUCCGAAAUGCAGUCUCUUUUGCCUACAGAAAAGACCAAGAUUUCGCAGAAUUGAGAUAUCGUGCAUCAACCAUCAAGAUGGGACUGGACUUGUCUCAUUGUUAUCUCCUAGCAUCCCCAGGCUCCUCAGAGGUCAAAUCAGAUCUCCCUAUUCAAGCAUGUAUAUCGAUCGGUAUUUAUGCUUUUGGAAAACUAUGGGGACUGGUGUCUUGUCAAUCAUAUGAUGAGAACACACGACUUCGACCACUUGUUCAGCGAGCCUGCUGGCUAUUGAGCGAAACAAUUUCGAGCAACAUCGAGCGCUUAUCAUACACCUUACCAUUUCAUGCGCAGCCAAAUCCAUCUAGCAGGGGCAGUGAUGUAAAGCCAGAGCUUCAAACACCUUCUGGUGAUCUUCUUGGUCUGUUUGGUGCGGAUUAUGCCGCAGCAUCUAUUUUGGGAGAGACGAAAAUUCUAGGCAAACCACCCGACUCCCAGGAAGCAUUAGCCUUACUGGAAUAUCUUCGUGCCAAAGAGCUAAGCACUGUUCUAUGGUCGACAGACAUCCUUUCAGACUUCGGGGAUCUCGAUUACUCCCCCGGUUUCCGCAAUAUUUCCGGUCUAAUAUACAUCCCGCUUUCAGCAGAUGGACAAGACUUCAUCGUCUUCUUCCGAAGAGAGAUUGGAACGGAGCAAAAGGCACGAAAUGUUGAAUGCAAUCGAGCUGCACCAUGGGGUCAGCCUAGCGACGGUGAGAACCUGAAGACUCGUCAGACAGAAUGGUCGGCAGCCGAGCUUGGAAAAGCAUCGAUAUUGUCCUUGCUAUAUCGCACCUUCACUGAGAUCUGGCAAGAGAAAGAAGCUACGAUGCAAAAUAACCAGCUUAUGCGCCUUCUCCUUGCUAACUCUGCGCAUGAAUUCCGCACUCCACUCAACGCUAUCAUCAACUAUCUUGAGAUCGCUUUAGAUGGAAAUAUCAACCAAGAAACACGGGAUAACUUAUCGAGGUCCCACUCGGCGUCGAAGUCGUUGAUCUACAUUAUCAACGAUUUGCUUGACCUGACAAACGCAGAGAACGGCCAGAGAUUGAUUAAAGACGAGGUCUUCAAUUUAUCUGAUACCCUUUGUGAAGCGACAAAUAUCUUCUGGGAGGAGGCAAGACAGAAACACGUCGAUCUCCAGGUUGUGCAGCAUGCAGUAUUACCUGCAGUUCUUGGCGAUCAACGGCGUGUCCGUCAGGUUAUUACCAAUUUGAUAAGUAAUGCUGUUCAGCAUACAUCAACUGGUGCAGUGACUAUCGAAUCAUGCGUUUUACCCGAGUCUUGGGAACCAGAUCGCAUUUCGGUAGAAGUUGCAAUUCACGAUACCGGGUCUGGUAUGUCUCAAGAGGCAGUGGAGACACUUUUCUGUGAAUUGGAGCAAGUCUCAAACAAAGAAUACAUGCAGAAUCCUCCAUCCUAUAGCGACAAAUCAGAUCUGUCCGCUUUGGAGACGGAGAGUGUUCUAGGACUGGGUCUUGCCUUGGUGGCAAGGAUAGUCCGAAAUAUGGAUGGACAACUUAGUCUCAAGUCUGAAGAGGGAAAGGGUAGUUGUUUCAAGAUCCGAUUGAAGUUUCCGUUGCCACCUGAGGAAGUUACAUCUAGUUUUCCUCAGGCUUGCACUCGUGGAGGCUUGCAGUCUGAUGCAGGUGCAGAGGAAUAUGAUUCCCAGAAACCGAAUGAGCAAAUUCGCCACAGCCAGCAAGCAAGCGGUGGUCAGUAUGAGUCGAACCGGGAGAUCCAAGAAAAGGACGGAGUUUCUUGUUGCUGCGGUGAGCCCAUAAUGUCCGAAUCUGCCAUUGGUAGAAUAGAUAGUCCUCUCGUGGAUGCAGAUGUUACUCUUCUGAAUGGAGAGUCGCGAAAUCUCACGAUUCUAGCCUCGGGCACCAAGGUUGAAGACAAGGUGCCUUUGAGGUCAAAUAAAACCGAACCAUUCGUCAAGUCAAAGCCUAUCUCUCCAGAUGGGGUGGAAACGCCAGAAAUUCCAAUAAAUCAACAACUCCGUGUUCUCAUCGCAGAGGAUGACCCCAUUAAUAGCUCAAUCGUUCAGAAGCGACUUGAGAAGUUCGGGUAUUCUGUUCGCAUGACUGGAAAUGGCAAGGAGUGUGCAUCCGUGUACAACGAAAGUCCGAAUUGCUUUGAUGUGAUUCUCAUGGACAUUCAGAUGCCCAUAGUAGACGGGUUAAAUGCUACGAAGAUGAUCCGUCAACAAGAAUGGCUGCAUUCAACAGACCAUGAUAGGACUCCAGUUUUUGCCGUUUCAGCUUCCCUCGUCGAAAAGGAUCGUCAGAUCUACAUGGAUGCCGGUUUUGAUGGAUGGAUCAUGAAGCCGGUUGACUUCCAGCGAGUGCACCAACUUCUUGAUGGAGUUUUGUCGGUAGAAAGUCGAAUCAAGGAUGUCUAUGAACCUGGAAUGUGGGAGCAAGGAGGCUGGUUUGAGUGA